AUGGAAGCCACCGCCAAGCACGACUUCAAAGCCACGGCGCCCGACGAACUGAGCUUCAAAAAGGGUAGCUUGCUCAGGGUGAUUAACAUGGAAGACGACGUCAAUUGGUUUCGGGCUGAGUUCGAGGGCAAAGAGGGACUGAUACCUAGCAAUUAUAUAGAAAUGAAAAAUCAUGAUUGGUACUAUGGAAAAAUCACUCGAGCAGACGCCGAGAAAUUAUUAGACCAACAGCCUGAGGGUUGUUUUCUGGUACGAAUAAGUGAGAGUUCACCUGGAGAUUUUUCAUUAUCCGUCAAAUGUGGUGAUGGUGUUCAACAUUUCAAAGUUUUACGAGAUGCACAGGCAAAAUUCUUCCUGUGGGUGGUUAAAUUUGAUAGUUUAAAUGAACUAGUUGAUUAUCAUCGAGAAUCAUCUGUGUCUCGUUCACAAGAUGUUAGGCUUAGGGACAUGCCAGCAGCAACUCAAAAUGGAUUUAACCAAAAACCGACGCUGGUAAUUGGAAUGUAUGACUUUACACCUCAAGAAGAUGGAGAAUUAGCAUUUAAGCGAGGAGAUGUUAUAACUGUGACAAAUCGCACUGAUGUAAAUUGGUGGCGAGGUGAGAUUGGCACCAGAGAAGGACUGUUUCCAGCUGCGUAUGUUUCUCCUUAUCAUGCCCCUUAA
Molecule: messenger RNA, 663 nt
Organism: Macrosiphum euphorbiae (potato aphid)
Lineage: Eukaryota; Metazoa; Arthropoda; Insecta; Hemiptera; Aphididae
Source: the annotation of a GenBank genome assembly